CCAGCCACCUUCUCCACAUCCAUCUUUUAUUUCAUUUUUCCACUUGGCUGAGCCAUCCAGAACCUUUUCAAUGUAUAAAAUGGAAUAUUCUUACCUCAAUUCCUCUGCCUACGAGUCCUGUAUGGCUGGGAUGGACACCUCAAGCCUGGCUUCAGCCUAUGCUGACUUCAGUUCCUGCAGCCAGGCCAGUGGUUUCCAGUAUAACCCGAUAAGGACCACUUUUGGGGCCACGUCCGGCUGCCCGUCCCUCACGCCGGGAUCCUGCAGCCUCGGCACCCUCAGGGACCACCAGAGCAGUCCGUACGCCGCAGUUCCUUACAAACUCUUCACCGACCACGGCGGCCUCAACGAGAAGCGCAAGCAGCGGCGCAUCCGCACCACGUUCACUAGCGCGCAGCUCAAAGAGCUGGAGAGGGUCUUCGCCGAGACGCACUACCCUGACAUCUACACCCGGGAGGAGCUGGCCCUGAAGAUCGACCUCACCGAGGCGCGAGUGCAGGUGUGGUUCCAGAACCGCCGCGCCAAGUUUCGAAAGCAGGAGCGCGCAGCGGCGGCCGCAGCGGCCGCGGCCAAGAACGGCUCCUCAGGCAAAAAGUCUGACUCCUCCCGGGACGACGAGAGCAAAGAGGCCAAGAGCACUGACCCGGACAGCACCGGGGGCCCGGGUCCCAACCCCAACCCCACCCCCAGCUGCGGGGCCAGUGGCGGCGGUGGCGGCGGGCCCAUGGCUGCGGCCGGGGGCCCAGGACAAGGCUGGGCUCCCGGCCCCGGGCCCAUCACCUCCAUCCCAGAUUCGCUUGGGGGCCCCUUCGCCAGCGUCCUAUCUUCGCUCCAAAGACCCAACGGUGCCAAAGCCGCCUUAGUGAAGAGCACUAUGUUCUGAUCUGGAUCCUGCGGCGGCGGCGGCGACGGCGGGAGCG
Otolemur garnettii (small-eared galago) is the source of this 920-nucleotide messenger RNA. It is a transcript of the gene PHOX2B, whose product is annotated as paired like homeobox 2b. Lineage: Eukaryota; Metazoa; Chordata; Mammalia; Primates; Galagidae. The transcript is spliced from 4 exons. Gene Ontology annotation, biological process: regulation of transcription by RNA polymerase II. Bases 71 to 883 code for a protein of 270 amino acids. The record is from RefSeq and is a predicted model, not a curated record. Gene Ontology annotation, molecular function: RNA polymerase II transcription regulatory region sequence-specific DNA binding; DNA-binding transcription factor activity, RNA polymerase II-specific.